Messenger RNA from Mya arenaria, 5042 nucleotides. RefSeq names its product transmembrane channel-like protein 7. Gene Ontology annotation, molecular function: mechanosensitive monoatomic ion channel activity. The transcript is spliced from 19 exons. The record is from RefSeq and is a predicted model, not a curated record. Lineage: Eukaryota; Metazoa; Mollusca; Bivalvia; Myida; Myidae. Gene Ontology annotation, cellular component: plasma membrane. The coding region runs from base 371 to 2986 and encodes 871 amino acids.
UAUUAUACAAAAUGUAGAUAAAUUGAUUAUGAAAUACUUUAGCGGACUAUCAAAGGGAGGCUAUAUUUUAACUUUUUCUUGUAGAAGUACCCUAUAAUUUAACCUUUAUGUGCAGAUUAUUUUCUUUAGAAACCUGUUGAACCAUGGUUGAAUAUAAACAUGGUCCAUUGCCAUACCAUAUCACUGUAAUUGCCACAAUUACACUUCUUGUGUUAUUUGUGAAAUACAGGCUGAAUACACCCCAAAUAUUUGUAUGUUUUAAAUAACUUUAAAAUCAGAGGCUAAUCUACAUGACAGAAUGAAAAUAUUGUUUUGAGGUUGUUGAUUUAAAUGGUAAUUACAUUUCAAAUAGGACACACAUCUGGAAGUAAUGGAUAACUAUGGAUCCAAUAAUGCGCAUUUAAACCAAGGUUACAGCCCAGAUAUUGAGAAUACUUCAAGAAUGGAGUCAUCAAUGACGGGGAAUAACUCUGCAUCACCAGAGAGGGGAGAUGAUCAACAAUUCAGGGGCAGUAACUCCUCUUCUCGGGCCCACUUUGAGAAGAAUCCAUUGAGCCAUUCCCAUGGACACAACAUCCACAUGCCAAAACAUGUGUAUGACAGGUACCCAAACAGAAUGGGUGACCAGCCUUAUUUGGAGGACAAACCGGACAGUGCUAGAGGCUGGCAGCAACAGGGGGAUGAUGUACCCAUCGAUAUUGAGAUGCACACACUGUACAUUCCUAAGCAUGAUGGCGGAAAGACUUUAAUGCGUCGGCGUCGGACCUCCUCCAAGCGGAGGUCGUCGUCACGGAAAAAAAAAAAUGAGCACAUGGACAUGAAUGAUCUCCUUGAUGAUGAAGACAACCACCUGCUGCCAAGUCUCCGCAUGCAGCGCAGGCAGCGGAUCAAGUCACUGAAGGACCGUCGCCAUGACCUUGAGGAUGAAAAGCGAGCGGAGGACGAAGAGGAGGAGACACUGAAGCAGCGUUUUCAGAACAUGAAGAAUAGGGACGACAUCGGCACCUCCCACCUUGCUGACCUCCUUCGGUCCUCGACGUUACGCAAGAUGAAGAAAAUGACUGACUGGAAAGAACCAAGGGUGUUUGAACCAAAACAUAAUAGGAGAAUGGAAAGACUGAAAAGACGAAAACGUGAACUAUUGUCACGAUUUUCAGUAUGGCUGACGUCAUUCAAAAUCAUUGAAGGCAAGUUUGGGACUGCAGUGAUGAUUUAUUUCCGCUUCAUCCGCUGGCUCUUCUUCCUCAACCUAUUCCUAACCCUUGUCUGGAUCUGUGUCAUUAUCAUCCCCUUCCUGGCCCAGGGAUCCAUCUCAUUUUCCCAGACUGUGAACAUCCCAACCAUAAACUCCACCAACUACCACGGUUUGGCCACAAACUGCACGAAUGAAUAUCACGUGUACAGUAGCACUAUACAGAAGAAGGAUUCGACAUUUGAAAAAGUGUUGGAUGUCCUGCAGGGAACUGGUUGGAUGGAGCGCACAGUGCUGUUUUACGGAUACUACUACAAUAGCACACUUAAGGAGGGGCAUGAGGAUUACUACAACUACAACAUGGGCCUGGCAUACCUUCUCUCAUUUGGAGUUUCUUUCCUUGUAUGUCUCCUGCUCAUUGUGAGGAGUUCAGCACAGUCUGUGAAAACAACAUUUGGUUUGGAGACAUCAGUGGCAGCCUACACUAACAGGGUUAUUGCGGGCUGGGACUUCGCCAUCUCCAAUAAGAAGGCUGCCAAGGUCAAGAAGGCAAACCUAUACUUUGAAUUCAAGUCGAGCCUGGAGGAGGAGACAAACAAGAGACGUCGGGAGGAUCGAACUGCCAACGAGGUGGCCACCAUUACAUUUAUCCGCAUCAUGGUUCACAGCACUGUUCUUGGACUCCUGGCUGGGUCACUCUUCCUUGUGUACUAUACUACUGACAAACUGCUACAGCUGCAAGAGCGUGACUUGAGUGAGAUAGUGGCCCUGAUUGUACAGUACCUGCCGUAUCUGACCAUCACCGUGCUCAACUUUUCCAUCCCCAUCGUGUUCCAGAAACUAGUUGUCCUCGAGGAUUACUCACCCAACCUCGCACUCAAGCUUACUCUCUUCAGGUCCAUUAUAUUACGGCUUGCAUCGCUGGUUGUGCUGAUAAUAUCGCUGUACCGUCUCCUCAUUAGCAACUCUGACCCCGAGGCAGGCUUCUGCGGGAACAGACUCUGGGAAAAAACUGCAACUGAUGUCAAAGGAAGCAUAAAGUGUUGGGAGACGUAUGUGGGACAGCAGAUCUACAAGCUGGUCUUGCUGGAUCUGAUUGUGGAGACGAGCAUUGUUGUGUUCAUACAGCUUCCUCGCAGGUUAAUCUUUGAUAGAUUUGGCGAUACUUGGCUCAUCAAAAAGAUAGGACCCAAUGAGUUUGACCUGCCACAAAGCGUUAUAGACAUCAUAUACUCCCAAACUCUCUGCUGGUUGGGGAUGUUUUUCAGCCCUCUAAUCCCACUAAUGACUUUCAUCAAAUGCUUCAUUUUCUUCUACCUUCGAAAGUGGGCCUUGAUGUAUUUGAAUGCAAAGUGGUCGUUGCUGUCCCACUGCGCCCAAACAGAGAACACGUACCGCACAUCACGCUCACACUCCCUUUUCAUGUUUGUUUUGCUUCUAUCCUUUGUGUUCGCAUUCGCCCCAAUAGGAUAUAUGAUCAGCAGUAUGACCCCGAGUCAGAGUUGUGGACCUUUCCGGGUGUAUAGUUCCACAAACUACACAAUGUUCACUGCAUUGUCUAACGAAGUGGAGACAUGGCCAGGGACUCUAACCAAAUUUAUCUUCUUUCUCGGCUCAUCUGGAUUCUUCAUCCCUGCCAUUAUUCUACUUGGGUUACUGAUGUACUACUUUUGGUUACUAAGCCAAGGCUACAAACACAGAGAAAAGAUCCUUAGCGAGCAAUUGAAACUAGUUUCCAAAGAUAAACAGUUUUUACUGAACAGAGUCAAUGAAGUUUUAGUUAGUUCCACAUAGCAGCAGUGCACACACAAUCCAUAGUGUAUUACCUUAAGUGCUGAAAUGAACAACCAUAAUUGUCUAUUGCAAUUUAACCUAGGAUUAGUGCCGAUAAGAAAUGAACUCUAAAGUUAUGAAAAACAAGUUUUGCAAAAUAAUGUGCCUCUAUGGUUAGUGCCAAGAAAAAAUGAACUAAUAAUGAAAAUAAUGACAAACAAGUUUUGCAAAAUAAUGUGCCAAGAGUUUUAGCUCCAGCAGGUUUUGCACAAUUGUAAAGACAUUAACUACUGUUCAAACGUUUGGAAGUGAAAGUGUUGAUAUAGCAGAGGAUUUAUGCAUACAUUCUGUGAUUACUUUAUACAUGUACAUGUUUGUGUUUUUUCAACUGCCGCUCAAUUAUUCUGUGCCUUAUGUUUGGUGUAGAUAGCUGCUGUAUUUGAUGUCUUUCCAUACAAUAACACAUUGUCUGGGACAGUAUUAUUCAGGAAAUUGGCAUUCAGAAAUGUUCAGACACAGCCUUCCAGUCUUAUACAGAACAACCUGUUUAUUGUUUUUGCCUCUUUUAUCACCUUCAAUGCCAAUGCUCAUUCUGUUUUAAAAUAGCUGAUGGUAUUCCUUUUAAGUUCCCGGAGGUUAGGCCAAUUAAAAUCGCACUGUCUGCUCAUCCUGUUUUGGCAUGUCAGGGCUUUAACUUAGUGUUAAACAGUUGGAUUUUGAAAUUAACCUGGCUCAGAUGUUCAACAAACAAGGCAACAUGUUGUAGGCAAGACCCAUGUCCCUACCUUGAUGGUCAAUGUCACACCCUAAGGCUAAUUAUAACAGAAAGCUCCAUAUAUGCACAUAGCAAAUAGGGGGUUGUGUCAGAGCAGUAACUUUGUCAUGCAAGGGGGGAUAUUGUAUAAUAUGCCAUGUUCAGCAGACAAAGGUGACAUUGUAAGAUGCAGGUUCAUUGCUCUGGAUGUGUGACUUGCAAAUCCCUGGUCCUUACCUCAUAGUUCAUUGCUCCCCCACACUUGAAGUCAACAAUCAUGGGGUCUUACAUACAUGCUUAUUAACUAUGUAAGCACUUUCUGCAUGUAUUAUUUGAUAGACUGAGACCUUCUGAUUUACACUUACAUGAAAAUGUGCACCUCUUAAGACUUGAGUUUAUAUUAUAAGCUAAAAGUAGCUAACUUUCUGAAAACAACUGAUAUAGAUUAUAAACUGGUGUCUGUCAAAGUCUACAAAAUUCUCAAUGAUUGUAUAUGCUGACUGUAACUUGAACAUAAACUUAUACACACAAAUAUAAUUAAACCUAUUUUUAUUCUAAAUGAAGACAUGUUUGUCUAAAUUUUGUUUCCUUUUCCUAUAUGUUUGUAUUGUGCAAUAUACUAGUACCGGGGGUAUGUACAACUCUCAACAGAUAAAUACCAGUGGUGUUUCAUGGGAUUAAUCAGCUAAGGAGUUUAUAUAUAGUACCGUAAUAUAAUGUUUGGCAACAUUAUUCAUUUACAAAAUGAUUUAACACUGAAAUAUAUAUUUUAAGUUGUUUUCUUUAUAGGUCUGUUCACUUGUGAUUUUUUUAUUAUUUACAAAUCGGAUGAUUUCCACUUUCCAGCAGUUUUUUUCAAAAUGUUAGGCUUAUUUACAAUACGCCUUUAUAGAUAUCAUGUGUUACAAUGAAAGUGCAGUUGUCUGGAUAUACUCAUGUAAAUCUAUAUUUUACUCAUGUCUUCCAUCCAUUUCUAGCAUAUGUUUUUUCUUGUGCAUAUGUAUUUAAGUUUUAUUUACUCAAGUAAUUGCUUUCCCUAUUUGAUAUUAUGGAUAUUAUAUAUAACAAUUACAAUAAUAAGAAACUCAGUUCUGUCUGAACUAUGCAACUUUUAGCAUAUGCUCAUAGGAAAUGGUCUGUUAUUAGUAUAAAGUUUAUUGGUAUAUAAAGGCAUUUUAUUUUAUGUUAUUAUCUGAAAGCUUAUGUGAACCUGUUGGUUACUUUUGACUGUAAUUUAUACAAAUAUAGAAUGUUAUGUUACUUUGAACAAUGUUGAAUUGUUCAUUGUUUUUAUAUAUAAUAAAGGACAAUCUCAUAGAAAUG